CGGAGGCUCUAAUCCGCGGUUCUCUACGCACUUCGUUGUAGAAUGUCUUAGUCGCUCAAAGCCACGGUCCGGGCUGCCAGCUUUAAAUUGAAUCUAGCCCGUACCUGGAUAAUCUUUUUCAUAAACCCUUACCCCGUGCAGCUUUCCCCAGAUAGGGUGCCAAUGGCAUCAUGGCGGGUUGCGAAUGUGUCGGUCUCGCAGUUUAUAUAUCCUUGGUUCCCAGGAUUCAGUACCCGGUUCACUCUCUCUUCUAUUCAAGUACCCAACUACCUUCCGCACACCUAAGCAUCCCAAGAUGAAAGCCUCGCUCAUCUCGGCGGCACUAGCCACAGCCGCUAGCGCAGCCGUCCUAUGGGAUGGGCGUUUCAACGACCUCAGCACAGCGGCCGACCUGAACAAGUGGUCGUGGGGGAACCAAGUCGGGCCGUACCAGUACUACAUCCACGGGUCCGGGACGGUGGACAAGUACAUCAGCCUCUCGCCCGAGUAUAAGAACCCGGCGGACGCGGUGGCGAAGCAGGGCGCCAAGUUCACGCUCGACAGCACGGCGUUCUGGAACGGGCAGAACAUGCGCCGCAUCGAGCUGAUCCCGCAGACCACGGCCGCGAUUAAUAGCGGUAAGGUCUUCUACCACUUCAGCAUCUCGAGGUCGGAUACGAACGCCCCGUCGGUGAAUAGGGAGCAUCAGAUCUGCUUCUUCGAGAGCCAUUUCACGGAGCUGAAGUACGGCUGGAUUUCGGGGGAGAGCGGGACGGAGAACCCGAAUUUGCAGUUCAUGGUCUCGCAAAACUCCAAGUGGAAAACGGAGUGGAAACCGAACGUAUGGCACAACGUAGCCUUCGAGAUCGACUUCGGCGCCGGCACGGUCGGGUUCUGGCACUCGGAGGGCGGCGACCCGCUGACGCAAGUCGUCGCGCCUGCCUCCACCUCGGCUUCGUCCAACGGCGCCGACUGGCACUUGGGCGUCCUCGAGCUGCCGCGCUCCGGAUACUCCGACGGCGUCGAGGACUUCUAUUUCUCGGGUGUCUAUAUCGAGAGCGGUCCUAUCACCACUGCUAUUGGUGGUCCCGCGGCGUAAAACCGACUACAAGUACGGGUAUCGGGGCGAAAUGAGAACGCAUUAGCACCGAGCAGAGUAGCGGGCGAGGUUACGGGAAUUAUUCUUGUAACUAGCAUGGUUCAAUUUUGUAUAUACGAACAACCUAUCCGAGUCUUCCUUUCUCAC
Annulohypoxylon truncatum is the source of this 1225-nucleotide messenger RNA. RefSeq lists its product as uncharacterized. Lineage: Eukaryota; Fungi; Ascomycota; Sordariomycetes; Xylariales; Hypoxylaceae. The transcript is spliced from 3 exons. The record is from RefSeq and is a predicted model, not a curated record. Bases 185 to 1078 code for a protein of 297 amino acids.